Entamoeba nuttalli P19 is the source of this 1161-nucleotide messenger RNA. RefSeq lists its product as hypothetical. The record is from RefSeq and is a predicted model, not a curated record. Lineage: Eukaryota; Evosea; Mastigamoebida; Endamoebidae. The coding region runs from base 1 to 1161 and encodes 386 amino acids. The transcript has a single exon.
AUGCUAUUUGAUCGAGAGUCAGUUCGUUUUAUCACUAAAAUUGUUCAAGAAGUUAAAGAAAAAAGAGAUGUUGGUGAACAAAAAUUGAAAGAAAGAGAAGUUCAAAACUUAAAAGAAGAAUUAGAAGAACUAAAGAAGAAGAAUGAAGUUAUUGAACAAAUGCUUACAGAAAGUCAAAAUAAAGUAGAAGAUCUAAACAACCAACUUGAAUUAGAAAGAGCUUUAAAUGGAGAUAAUCAAGAAAUGAAAGAACAAAAAGAAGUUCUUUCUCAAGAAAAUGAAGCAUUAGCAAAAAAACUUACAUUAAAAGAAGAAUCUAUUAUUCAAAUACAACAACAAAUAGAUACUCAAAAGAAAGAAGAAACAGAAUUAAUAAAGAAAAAUGAAGAAUUACAAAAUCAACUCAAACAAAGUGAAGAGGAAAUUAAGAAAUUAAAAGAAAAUCAAACAAAAUUAGAAGAAUUAUUAAAAAUUCAAAAAGUAAAUGAAAAUGAAUGUGGCAAAGUUCAAACAGAAUUAAAUAUGGUCAAAGCUCAAUUAAUAAAAAUGCAAGAUGAAGCUAAAGAAAAGAAUUCAACAAUUGGUGAAUUAGAAAAUAAAUUAAUGCUUCAAGAAAACAAUAUCUUACAAUUAAAAGAAGAAAUUGUUUCAAAAGAAAAAGAAAAAAUGGAAAUGAAGUUAGAACUUGAUUCAAUUACUAAAACUAACCUAAUACAAUCUGAGUCUAUAAACAAUAACUGGAAAAAUGAAAAAGAAAGUUUAUUAAAAGAAAUUGAUUCUUUAAAAGAACAACUAGACUCAAAAAGUGAUGAACUUUUACUCAACCAAAUGCAAUUAGAUGAAUAUAUCAAAGUAAAUGAUGAAUUAAAUCAAACUGUGAAUAAUUUAAAUAAACAACUUAAUCAAUUUAAAGAAUCAUUUGAAUCAAUAAAUAAAGAAGUUGCUGAUUCUUUUAAUAACUCAACUGAAAUACCACAAGAACAACCACAACAAGAAGAUAAUAAAACUACUUCAAAAAUAAUACAAACACCACAAUCUACUGAAGAAAAUAAUGAAAAAAAUCAGUCUCAAACAAUAACUGAUCCAACUACUGCUGGAGUUCAAAUACCAACUGUCACAAUGAAUGAUUUAAUAUCAACCAUUCAUUCAAUCUUUAAUUGA